ACUGUUGUUAAUUCACAUUUCAAAAACGCUAAAAUUCUUGAGCCAGAGACAAUAGAGUCUCUGAUGGCAUUUAAUUCCUCAAAAAAUCCUGUACUGCCAGUGGUGGAUUCUCCAAGAGACGAAGAGAAAGAGAGACUUCUUAAAGGCGAUGAAAAACUCUUCCAAGGAUCCGCCAUGACCAAAAGAGGAGCCAAUGCUGCAAUCUCUUAUAUGUCUUGUGCAGUGCUCCUGAUAUUAUUCAACAAGGCAGCUCUUUCUUCUUAUAGUUUCCCAUCUGCAAAUGUCAUAACCCUUCUUCAGAUGGUAUGUUCUUGCUUGUUUCUCUACCUGUUGAGACGCUGGAAGAUUAUUACUUUCUAUGUGGGUGAAUCUUUGCCGACUUCUGAUAAUAACUCAAACUUUAUAGCCUUUAAGACAUUGAUGCACACCCUUCCUCUGGCAGCAACCUAUUUGUUUUACAUGGUAGUCUCUGUCGAGUCUGUUCGUGGAGUAAAUGUUCCCAUGUACACCACUCUUCGGCGUACUACAGUGGCAUUUACUAUGAUAGUGGAGUAUGUUCUGGCUCGGCAAAGAUACACACCUCCUAUCAUUGGGAGUGUUGGGUUGAUAAUUCUUGGUGCAUUCGUUGCUGGAGCUCGGGAUUUGUCAUUUGACUUCUAUGGCUAUGCAGUUGUUUUCUUAGCCAACAUUGCAACAGCAAUAUAUCUUGCCACCAUAGCCCGGAUUGGGAAGUCCAGUGGCCUUAAUAGCUUUGGUCUUAUGUGGUGCAAUGGAGUCAUAUGCGGCCCAUUUUUGUUCUUUUGGACACUUAUUCGUGGUGACUUGAAGAUGACAAUACAUUUUCCUUAUCUGUUUUCACCUGGCUUCUUGAUUGUGCUACUUCUCUCCUGUACACUGGCCUUCUUUUUGAACUACAGUAUAUUUCUGAACACAACUCUUAAUUCAGCGCUUACACAGACAAUUUGUGGUAAUCUGAAGGACCUUUUUACAAUUGGACUUGGCUGGAUACUUUUUGGUGGGCUCCCAUUUGAUAUUGUGAAUGUUACUGGGCAAUCUCUUGGUUUUCUUGGCUCUGGUUUGUAUGCCUACUAUAAACUUGUAGGGAAGUAAGUAAUUGUCCAUGUCAAUUGUCCAUGUCACGCAACAGCGAAUACCUUAUUGAAGAUUAACAUUAACUACCUACAGUAGCCGUGUUACCAAAUCUGAUUGACAGCUUCGUGGUCUCUAAAAGAGAUGCAAUUUCUGUAUAGGAGAUUAUUGCCUGGCGCGAAGCGCAUUACAAAUUUUUUGAGGGAAAUACAGUCUGGAUAACCCUUGGUGUUAUAUUUUCGAAGUUAAUGCCAUUGUAAAUGAUGAUCUCCUAUUAUCCCUCUUUUUUCUUCUUUUCUUUUACCUCCGUUAAGGUUAACACUAACAGGCUUGAAAAGAAUUAGUUAGUUCAGGUACAACAAAUCAUACAAUAUUUCACUUGUUUGGGUCGGUUUUGUUGGUAGAUUACAGUGUUUAACUUUGCGUUAGUUUCAAAUUUCAAAGGGCUUCUGUCAGACUUUAGGUUUAUUGCCAAAUUGGAUUCAGUUGAAUUAAUUUGGGACGAGCAUGCCUUUAUCUUUUAUUAUUUAAGUCAUGGAAAUGGAUUCAUGGGUUUGAUAAAUGAAUUUGAACUCUUAUUUAUUUUUUCUUAAUGUCC
Pistacia vera is the source of this 1687-nucleotide messenger RNA. RefSeq names its product UDP-N-acetylglucosamine transporter UGNT1. Lineage: Eukaryota; Viridiplantae; Streptophyta; Magnoliopsida; Sapindales; Anacardiaceae. The transcript has 10 exons. Gene Ontology annotation, molecular function: antiporter activity; GDP-fucose transmembrane transporter activity. The record is from RefSeq and is a predicted model, not a curated record. Gene Ontology annotation, cellular component: Golgi apparatus. The coding region runs from base 64 to 1110 and encodes 348 amino acids.